Molecule: messenger RNA, 2374 nt
Organism: Mya arenaria
Lineage: Eukaryota; Metazoa; Mollusca; Bivalvia; Myida; Myidae
Product: ankyrin repeat and SOCS box protein 8-like
Exons: 2
Coding region: 669-1670 (333 amino acids)
Biological process (GO): intracellular signal transduction
Cellular component (GO): cytoplasm
Molecular function (GO): protein binding
Source: RefSeq, a predicted model, not a curated record
AUUCUGAGUAAAUUGAUAAUAUUGAGCACUUCCGUCGUAGGAAAAACAACAUCGACAUAUUCAGACUUCAGCGUAUUUUAACUCAUAUUUCAGUGCCAGUACUUCUUUAUUCUAACAAAUUGUUGUUGUAUAUGGUCAGUGACGUUCAUGCUGUUGGAUAAUCCUGUUAUUCUGGACAUCAUUCCAUGAAAUGGAUCAGCACUAUCUAAGUAUUGAUUUAAUUAGUCGGAACUUGAGAACUGGUGAAGUAGAGAAGGAAAUGAAGAGCAAUAAUUUCAACGAAAAUAACCAUUUUAGUGAAAUGUCAACAAAAUAAGUUGGAAGUCCUUUAUUAAUUCCAGAUAUUGAUUUUGCAAGUAACUUAACUGAUUAUUCAAGGAACUUAGGAAGAACUAGAAUGAAAUCUACCAACACUAACUCUUAUAAGGAGAUACUUAUCUUGGAAGGCUGAUGUCUGAUUAAUUUGACAAGGUUUAGACUAAUUGCAUUAGUCUUAUCAGACAGACCACAUGUUUCUAAUGAAUCUGAUUAGGACAAAUAUGAAACUGCUGUAAUCAGCUGCCUAUAAAAAUGGUCAAAUUAUCUGCUACACUGGAAUAACAAAUAUUGAUAGGGCACUUGAUAUUCCAAACACAACUCAGAGAAGCCUUGUCACGCACUUCAAGAGAAUGUCAGUGCAGUCAGAAAUGUGUCAGGCGCCAACAGCUCAGGAUAUUGGCUGUGUGGAGAAAGUUGUGAUAUCCAGAAAUAUGGGUGAACCAUAUCGCUCAAAACUUAUUCCUACAACAUCUUUUAAACCGGUGAAUGAUUACAACUUGUCACAGCUGGCAUUUGAUUUGUACAUGGCAGUCAUUUCUGGAUACCAAGAAGCUGUGAGGAAUAUUUUGAUGUCUCAUCCUGAUGUUGAUGUCAACAUCUCUGUGAAAGGAGCUACAGUUCUCUCGCUGUCCCUACAGAAAAGACAGUUCCAUAUAUUUUCAAUGCUUAUAAAGCAUCAGGAGAGGAGCAAAAAAUUUGAUUUGAACAAAUGUAGUAAAGAUAGUUUUAAUAGAGUUGAGCCACCUGUUAUAACAGCAUGCAGAAUGCAUUUCUUUGAAGGUGUUGUAGCUUUGAUCAACAAUGGUGCUGACAUUGAUGCUACAGAUCAUCUUGGCCAUACAGCAUUAUGGGUGGCUGCAAGACAACAAAUGCCUGACUUAGUGGAAUACUUAAUUGUGAAUGGUGCUAGUGUGAACAAAACUGAUGUUUAUCAUCACACCCCACUGAUUACUGCCAUGAUGUACCGGGUUAGCUCUGGGAUCAUUAAAAUGCUCAUCAUGAACGGCAGUAGUCUGGAAGGUCCUCGCUACCCGGCAAACACACAGCUUUCUCCCUUGUUCUGGUCACUGAAAUACAAAACACUAGAAAUUCUGAAAUUGCUCAUUCAUGUAGGUGUUUCAAACAGUGAAAUUAGGUAUGUUAGAAAAAUUCUGUAUGCUCGGAAUGGAGAUCCUCAGCUCAUUGAACUGUUAGAUAUUGAAGCAAAAACACCAAGAACUCUAAAACAGAUCUGCAGGAGGGAGAUCAGAAAGCACAUAAGUGAUGUUUGCUUAGGAAAGACCUUCAUUCACAAACUCAAAGACUUGCCAAUACCAACAGUGUUAAAACAGUAUUUGGCUUUGAAGUUGUGAAGAAAAAUUAUUUUAGGUCAUAAUGCCAUCUAUGUUAGCAUUGUUUGUUACACUUAAUGCGUAAAAGAUUUUAAAUGUCUAAAUUGUAUGACAUCCUUUCAUAGCAGACAUUCUCACAAACAUUUAUGAAAUGCAUUUUGUUGUAGCUUUCCCAAUUAAUCACAUUUUCUUUCUUUAGAGUUAGCUUUGAAAGUCUAUUUUAAUAGUUGUGGCUUAUUUAACAAAAGGAUGUCACUAAUGAAUCUCAACAUUCUUUUCACAUUUUACAAUAGUCAAUGUAUACAUGAAUAAGACGUCUUCAUGGGUGAAUGUGCUAUGUUAUUAGAAAACACCACCUCUACUGACCUAUAAGGUCAUGGUCAAAAUGUUUGCUGAUAAAUGUUUUAUUGUUAAUUAAUAUCUAUAUUAUUUCCUUUUGGAUUUUAGUUCUUGAUUUGCAUUGUCUCUUAACAUUGGGUUAAUGACUAGUUAUACAUGAUAUACAUGUAAUGGAAACUACAUGGACAAGUCACCAAGCAUCAUAUUUAGCCGAAGUAUAAAGUCGCAAGGAUGAAGAACAGACAAGACAUUGAACUAGAGACACAGGCAAACACAACAUUAUUAGACAAUAAGUAUUUGACAAAAAUAUCAAAAUAUUGUUAUAACUGAAUGUUGGGGUUGAUAUUAAAUUCAGUACUUUAUCUAAAAAAAAAAAAAAAUGCUAA